Symbiodinium sp. CCMP2592 is the source of this 6441-nucleotide messenger RNA. NCBI's taxonomy places the organism in Eukaryota, Dinophyceae, Suessiales, Symbiodiniaceae. The record is from the annotation of a GenBank genome assembly.
AUGGCGGCUGCAGCGAAUGGAGUGCAGACGGUAACAGUCCAGAGGUUCAAUGUCGCUUCUUUGGGAGAACAGCACAGUUUCUACGACAACGGGACUGUUCGAGUGGAUGAUCGACCGGAUGUGGUUCCCGUACCGGCCCGGACUUCGGAGUACAAUGGAAAUGCCGGCGCGGACAUUAAGGAGGUGCUCGCUGAUGUUGGACGAGUUUUCAAGGCUGUCGGCCUUGAGAAAGCCAAAGAGGAUGGUGUGGAUGGUUUGCUAGACAGCGGGGCAAGUCAUGCUAUGAGACCGGAUGCACGUAUCCUGAAGCAGAAUGACCAGGGCACGAUCUUGGUGGAAGAUCAAGGAGCCAUCAAGAUGAAGGUCAAGCACAAUUGUCCAGAAGUUGCAGCGUGCGAUGCGUCGGAUAUGAUCCGGGAGCUUGAGAUGUUGGAAGUCUUGAAGAAAGAGGAAGUCCGGGAAUGGCGGCUUCCGGAAGACGUGGUGCAAUCGUUGCUGUCUGGAGGAGUUCGACCCGGGACUUGUCCGCUCGCUGGCAAGAUCCUGUUGGAGGUCGACAUCAAGGCCUCGAAGCUAUGGCAUGUUCAUUUGACCUCCGGUGUCUACAGGCUCCUGGAGCUUCAGUCUCUGAGGCGAGAGCUCUUUGAGGUGCGAGGACUUCUGAACCGCCUCGAGAGCCGCAUCCAGGCGCUUGAGGAAGAAGCAGCUUUUGAGCUGGUGGAUCCCUUGCCCGGGCCCGCUGCGGGGCCCUCUUCUCCCUCCCCCGGAUCAGGUGGAGGUUCGCUCUCCCGGGGUCCUCCCUUGUCUCCUCAGCCUGGUUCAGGAGGAGUUAAUCUCUCCCAGGCUCCUUCGCCUUCCCGCCUGCCCGGUUCAGGAGGAGGCAAUCUCUCCCGGGCUUUCUCUCCCCCUGAUCGGCCAGGAGUGGAUUUUGUUCUGGCCUACGACCUCGUUUCCGAGGUCUUCCCGGAUCGCUCUUCGCGGUCGAACCCUGGGCCGCCGAACUCUUCCUUUCGGACGGCCGUGGCUAAGGAGGUUGGCCAGUUCCUCCGCAGAGCCCUGGACGGAGGACAUUUGCGUACAUCGGGCAGGAGUGCCCUCACCCUGUCUUCCAAGUACUACAUUGUCCUUGCUGACUUUGAGGGUCGGCGCUUUUCUGAGCCUUGUGUCUUCUCUGCCUUUGCGCCGGCGAAAGCCCUCUGCAUUCGUGGCCCGGACAAAGGGCAGAGCAUCUUUGUGGGUCUGCGGAGGAUUGAAGCGGAGGCAGGGCCGACCCUGUCCUGCUCCAUCGUUGUGAUCGCCCAGUUUGAAGGCAGUUUUUUGGUGGCGGUUCCCCAGACGGCAUGGCGUCGCACGGCUGGGCAAAGGUACCUGCCUCGCACCGCGCUCAGCAGGACUGUGCUGGCCGAGGUCUUGGCAGCGGCGUCUGCCAUGCGACACGGCGUGAAGCUGAAGGUUUGGCUGGGGAUGCUGGACCCCGCUCUCGAGGGCCUGGUGGACUUCGCUGUGGAAGGCGAGUUGUCGCCGGAUGUGGGCUUUGGCUCUCGAGCAUCGGAGCGCUUGAAUCCCUACGGUCCUUCCUUGUCGGCGAUAGCAUCCGAGCACUACGCCUUUCAGACUCCGGCAGAGGAUGUUCAGAUGGAGGGCGGUGGCGCCCCCCGCGAUGGGGAGGAAUUUUGGGAGCAACGUUUGACGAGUUUGGAGGCUGGGGUUCAGCGCAUCCAGGCCAGCUUGGAAGCCCUGGUGGACGGGGUUCCAUUGAGUGCUCCCGCCGAGCAUCUUCCUGGGGCGGGCGUAGGACCUCUCCCAUCUCCUCCGGCUCCGAAGGCCGCAGCGCCAGAAAGGGAGAAGAAGAACGACCUCGAGGACAUUCUGGAAAGAGCGGAAGGAUGCCACGCAGCUUCUGAUAGGCGCCACUUGCAAGCGUACGCCGGUCCUAUCCGGCAGGCUUGGACCCUUGCUUCGAUCAUCGACCUCUUGAACAGCGGGAACAGCGAACAAGCGAAAGCAGUCGCGCUCUUAGCAGUCGCUGCUUUGGACCUAGCAGCGAUAGACAAUGGAAGCUGGCUUCUUGCCAGCGAGUUCUCGAUGGACAUCCAGCCGCCGUUCUCAAGCUUUCAGCGGCCACGUCAGCUCGACCCUCUCGAGUCCAGACAGAGUCGUGUGAUCGACCCGAGGUGGAUUUCGCUCUACAUGAGUCGCAUUCGCGAACGCGACGCCUACCACACAGCCAAACGCAACCUUGGAGGGGGGGAGGAGGAGCUCCGCUGCCCUCUACCGGAGACUCUGUGCCACCAGAAGUUCCUCCCAAGAAGCCGCCGAAGGGCGGCGGCAGAGGCGGGUCAUCCUGCAAGCUUUCUUCUUUCUUUCAUUCCAUCCGUCUUCUACCUCGCGCUGAGCGAGGGCCUUCUUGCACCUCAGGUGCUUCCCGGCGGCAUGGCGUGUGGCCCAUGCCCCUUCCCUACCCCGAGCUUCAUGCUCCGCGAUCCGGCGGCAGAAGGGAUCCUGAGUCGCCAUCUCCGUCUCGGGCUGGGAGAGCAGCUCACGAGCACCCAGCAGAGGGCUGUCGACUCUCUUCGUAUCGGAGUAUCGGCCUGGAACGCAGCCGGGCCUUAUGUCGGGCGGGCGGCUGCAAAGUUUGAGGCUCUGAAUGACAUGCUGCUGGCUUGCCAAACUGAGGCCGAGUCGGUUCGGGCUUCUGGUAUCCCCCUGUCUGAGGUGCUUUUCAGCUUUGCAGCUCCGUGCAAUGUGCUUCCGGUCGAGCCUUCAAGGCUAAACUUCGUUGGUACUCCCAGCUUCGACCCGCUACCUUUCUUGGACUCACGGAAUCGGGCUACAUACGCCCGUCCCCUUGACUUUGCCAGGGACAUCCUUGAAGACGAGAGCAUCCCACGAGUCGCCGUGAGAGCUGACCGGCGACAGACCUCGGAGCUUCUCCAAUUGCUGGACGACAGCGGCCGCCUUCGUCUUUUUGCCGAAUCGGAAAUUCGGCCCAGACUUCGGAACGGUUUGUUCAGCGUUGCUAAGGAUAGCUCGCGGGAUCGCAUGGUGCUAGAUGCUCGGACACCAAUCAAGCUGAGGAGACCGAAACCCGUUGGAUACGAUCCUUGGGGACCCUUGAACAAUUCCAAUUUCCAAUUCUUUUACCUGCCUGAUGAGUCAAAUUUUGAGAUUCACACAGAAGAUUUGAAGGAAUUUUAUCACAGCUUCAUCGUAGGAGAACAGCGAGCAAAACGGAAUGCCCUCGCGCUCGAGCUGACCUUUGAGGAUGUUUCUCAUCUCAGGGCGUGCUCCAAGUCGCUCCGCGGCUGCCGGAUUAUUCCGAGCUUGAAUACUAUGGCUAUGGGGGACCUCAAUGCUGUAGCUCUUGGUCAGACUGCUCAUCUUUCGGUUCUCCUUAGGAGUGGGGUGCUUAGGCUCAGUGAUUUCAUCACGCUUCAGGGCCGCCCGGGAAGACCAGGCAGCCAAAUCGCUGGCCUCUUGAUUGAUGAUUUCAUUUUGCUUGACCCGGUCCCGCGUCAGCUCCCGAGCCCUUGCUUUGAGCCUGCAGGCGUGCGGACCAUGCGAGCUGUCACCGAGUCGUAUCGCUCCAGCGGGCUUCCUCGCAAUGAAAGCAAGGCCGUGUCGCGAGCCGCGAUUGCCGAGUUUUGGGGCGGGCGGUUAGAUGGUCGUAGCGGGCUUCUCCGGCCAGGGCCGAAGCGCACUUCAGCCCUCGCUCAGUUCAUUCUUCAGCUUGUCCGAGGAGGCGUCAAUUUGGUGGGGAUGUUGGAAGUUGUCGCGGGCGGCCUGAUCUCAGCCCUUCAGUUGCGGCGCCGCCUCCUCAGCGUUCUCGAUUCUGUCUACAGCGUGCAGCGCCACCGGGACCGGCGUGCCUUUGUGCCUGUUGUGGGAGAGCUGUGCUCGGAGCUGCUAGUCAGCGCCGUGUUGCUUUGCCAGGUCGAUGUCGACUUGAGGGCGCCCGCUGCGCCAGUGCUCUUGACCACUGAUGCAUCCUCUACGGCUGAAGCCAGUGCGGCAGUCCAAGUGCCCGAGCGUUUCUCCCUUGAGAUGACUCGCCAUGGUUUGCAGCGUGGCCUUUGGGCUCGGCUGCUUUCUCCUGCGCAGGCUUACCUGCGAGAGCGCGGAGAGCUGUCAGAAUCGCAGGAGCUUCCCGAAGCUGUGUACGUCUCUCACCCUCUCUGGGAGGAAGUCUGCUCGUCUUUGCAGUUCCAGCAGCUCGGUCGAACUGUGAAGGUUAAAGCGCGGCGGCACAUAAACAUCGGGGAAGUGAGGGCUCCUCUUCGAAAGGAGCGAGUCGGUCAGGAUUUCCCAGGGCGAAGAUAUGUCCACCUGCAGGACAGCCAGGUCAGCUUGGGGUCUUUCGUGAAAGGGAGGGCUGCCUCCUCCGCUCUCAACAGAGAGCUUCGGAGGUCGGUUCCCGGGCACUUAGCCAAUCGGGUGCCCGACCAAGCCCCCUACGGCUUGCUUCGCUGGAGGGAGCACCAGCUCCGCCCCUCUCAGCUUGCAGGCCUGCCGCCCGAGAAUGAGCUGUGGGCCGACGCCCCAAUAGGUGAGGUCCCAGGCCCCGCUAACGCGCGGAUGCGUGCUGUACUUGGGCCCGAGCAGAGGGCUGCCAGCAUCCUUCAGAGGGCCCAGAUCGGGGCCGGGGAGGCUCUCGAAAUCUUCCGUCGCCUGCCGAAAGAGCUCUCUGCCAGGUCCACAAAGUGGAGCAGAACUGAAGCCUCGUUCUCGGCGGGGGUCUUUGUGCACGGGGGCAUUGUCGGGCUCCGCCGGACGUCGGGGCUGUUCCCGAACUGCAUCCAGGUUUUCACUCGGCUGAUUCGUGAAGCCCAGCCUGGCUUCGUUUUCAGCUCCCUCAGCGUCAAUCAGAAUGUGCGGUCUGGAGGUAUAUGGGUCUUAGCUGAAAGCGGCUCCGAGCGUCUUCGACACAGAGGCAAGGAUCACUACGGCGAGGUCCUCCCAGUCAGCGAGCGAGCUGUCAGCUUCGAUCCUCGACGUCUUCAUGCCAUGCAGCCAUGGUCCCGGCCUCCUAGCUCUCGUGGAUUUGAGCUUUCUCCUGAGCUCCGGCGCUCCCUUCUCGAGAUGCCUCCUGGGCGCUUCGUCAUCUCCUCUGCCUUUGGCGAUCUUUCCUCAGCCCUCUCCUCGGCUCCUGGGUGGCUCGAUCUUUUCUCUGGGUCUCGGGGUUUUGCUAAGGCUGCUAAGGCUCUUGCUGCUGCUGCUCCCGGCUGGGUGUUAUGCGUAGAUGUGAGCCAUGGCCUCGACGAAGACCUCCUGCGCACUGAUCUGCAAAAAGAGCUUCUGCGGCUCAUUCGGGGCCGAGCCUUUCACGGCGUUAGCGCUGGGCCGGUUUGCAGCUCGUUUUCGGGGGCGAUCACGCCGUGCUGGCGUACCAAGGAGUUUCCUCAAGGCCGUCCAGACUUGCGGAGCGAUCAGCAGGAUAAGGUUCUUGCUGGGAACAUGAUGCUGGAGUUUACUCUCGAGGUCCUGCAAGCUGCUGAAGAUGCUGGCACUCUUUUCCGGGUCGAGAACCCUCAAAAUAGCUGGUUCUGGAGGCAGCGAGCUUGGGACAUCCUGAAGGAGACUGUUCGCUGGGAUGAUUUUCUCUGUGAUAUGUGCGUCUUCGGUACACUCUGGAGGAUCAUCGACAUCAGGUCUUACGGGGAAGAGACCGCUCUUCCAGAGUCAGCUGGAUGCUGGCUGGCUUGGGGAUUUCAGGCCUCUCGACAUCUCUCGGUGUGCCAAGUGCAGCAAUGCCAGAAUCGGCGAAGCCUCCCAUCCCGGGCCCCGGAGAGCAGCCCGAAGGCCUGGGCAUCCAAUGAGGCUGGUGAUGAUGUGUGGAAAACCUUGCUUCUCCACCCCGACCUCCUCGUCGAAGCCCUUCUGAACUACGGUCAGGUCCUCUACGAUCGCGGGGCUUCACUUCAGGAGUUCCGCCAGCUGCUUGCACACUGUCCUCAAGUGGACACCUAUGCCCGGGCCGAUUCUUUGGGCUAUGAUCGGACUGAGUGUGUCUUGGGGCUGGCUCCGAUGGGCCGCCGAGCUCGAGUCCAGCACGUCGCUAUUGACCUCGAGGAGCACUUUGCCGUCUUCGUCAAAAGGGUCCUUGGAGCGCUCCCCCCGCGGGAGCUCCUCUUUCCUGGGAGUGCCGGAGUUUAUCGGCGCCGUUGGGACAGUGUCUUAGCUGCUCUGGACAUUCCGGCCAAAUUCAAGCUCACGCCGGGCUGUUUGCGUGGUGGUGGAGCUGUGGCAGCCUACCGCCGGAAACAGCCCAUCGCAGAUAUUCAGUGGACGAUGAGACUGCAGCAUCAGGCCACGCUUGCUUAUUACUUGCAAGAAGUCUCUGCUGAGUCUGUGCUUCCGAAGCUUUCAGUCGACGCCAGAAAGAAUAUCGUCGCUACUUCUGCUAUGCUUCCGUACCUUCUCCGUGGUUCCCCAGCGCACUAG